AUGCAGCUCCAGGGCCGUGCGCGUGAGUCCCUCACGCCCCAGCAGCUUCGUGAGUGGUACGCUAGUUGGGGCUGUCGGGGUGGCCGUAGUGGUAGUCGCUCUGGAGUGGGUCGGUCGGGAGCUUCUGGUAGUGGACAGGUGCAGCUGCCGUGUCCUCUUUCGCCCCAGCAGCUUCGUGCGUGGUUCGCUAGUUGGGGCUGUCGAGGUGGCCGUAGUGGUAGUCGCUCUGGAGUGGGUCGGUCGGGAGCUUCUGGUAGUGGACAGGUGCAGCUGCCGUGUCCUCUUUCGCCCCAGCAGCUUCGUGAGUGGUACGCCAGUUGGGGCUGUCGGGGUGGCCGUAGUGGUAGUCGCUCUGGAGUGCGUCGUUCGGGAGCUUCUGGUAGUGGACAGGUGCAGCUGCCGUGUCCUGUGAGUGAGGCUGCCGCUCUAGGUGCUAGUGCGUCUGUUGCCCUAGGUGCUGGUGAGGCUACCACUCCCGGUACUCGCGUGUCUGCUACCCCAGGUGCUGGUGAGGCUGCUGCUCUAGGUGCUAGUGAGUCUGCGCCCCCUGGUACUGAGUCGACUGAGGCACUGCACACCUUCACUCUGGACUCAGGUGCUUCUCGCUGUUUCUUUCGUGACCGCACUGCCCUUGAGCCGCUUGCUCGGCCAGUUGCUGUCUCCCUCGCUGACCCCUCUGGGGGUCCGGUCAUUGCGACCUCCUCCACUGUCCUUCCUUGUCCUGCGGUCCCGUCAGGCACACUGUCAGCGCGUGACACACUGCACGUGUGCUCGGACGGGCCGUCACCUGGCUACCUUCACUCGGCAGCCGGGGUCCGACCUGUACACACUGACCACUGA
Molecule: messenger RNA, 840 nt
Organism: Closterium sp. Naga37s-1
Lineage: Eukaryota; Viridiplantae; Streptophyta; Zygnematophyceae; Desmidiales; Closteriaceae
Source: the annotation of a GenBank genome assembly